Messenger RNA from Triplophysa rosa, 1873 nucleotides. RefSeq lists its product as uncharacterized. The transcript has 12 exons. NCBI's taxonomy places the organism in Eukaryota, Metazoa, Chordata, Actinopteri, Cypriniformes, Nemacheilidae. Bases 509 to 1798 code for a protein of 429 amino acids. The record is from RefSeq and is a predicted model, not a curated record.
UAACAUGUUAAGUUCCCUUUUAUAUAAUGCACUUUGGUAGGGUGUGCUUCUACACCAUGCACUACGGUACAGGGAACUGGGCAAGCGGAUGUACCGGGAAAUAUGUACUUGAGCGGGGCUUGGGGGGAGAAGUGGUGUUGUGUUAGGUUUUGUUGUUUUGGACCAAGCUGUAACGUUUUACACGCAAUAAAGUGUGCUAACCGAAAUAAACGUUGUGUUUAUUGGAAGUAACAAUUACAAUCCAACACUGUCAAUGCUCUUUAAUUUUUCAGAACGGUUUCUCAGUGUGUUUGUGAAAUUUAGAACUAAUGUUAGACAGUUUUUAUAGAUUUAUCAGUCAUUGGAUGAACAGUUGUCAUUUAUCUACUCUGAAUUGUUCUCAACAGCUUUUGCAGAAAAUGUGGAGCUGGUUGAACAGGAGGCGUCUAUAGAGACCCCUGUCCCAGCGGACCCCACACCUCAAUCUGAGGAACCAACAAUUAAGGACCCACAGAAUGUGGAAAACAACAUGGACAAGCCUGAGGAUCCUGAUGUGUCCAGCACACCUCCUGCAGUGUCGAAGAAGAAGAAGAAGAAGAAGAGUCGGAGAGGGAGGAAUAAAAAUCGUUUACCAGAGGAUCAGGUGAUGAGGACCGAGCUGGAGACUGACUCCAACAUUGAAAUCAUGUGCAUGUUGGAAAACAGACAGCAGCUUCCCCCCGAGCCACCGGUCACACCGACACCAGAUCCUGAACCUCAACAUUCUGCUUCAGACGUCUCCAUUACAUCUCCUGGAGUGUCUGAUGGAAAGAAAAAGAAGAAAAGAGUCUCUCUUGCACUAAAGCAGAUUUUGGGUGGACAGGAGGCGUCUGUAGAUCCCCCUGUAACAGUGGACCCAGCACCUCCAUCUGAGGAACCUAAAAUUGAGGAUCCUCAAAAGAAGCCUGAGGAUUCUGCUUCAGCGGACGGGUCCAGUACACCUCCUGGAGCGCCUAAGAGCUCAAAGAAGAAGAGUCGGAGGGGGAGGAAUAAAACUCGUUUUCCACCGAUGCAGGAGAUCAGCAGCACACUGGAGACUGACUCCAGUAAUAAAGAUCAGUGUAUGCUGCUGGACCUGUCCGAAGAACCCGCGGUCACACCAACACCAGCUCCUGUACCUGAACAUCAAGCUCCGGCCACAAGCUCCUCCGCAGUGAAUGUUGUGAGCCCAGGAGACGGACCGAUAAACACUCCUGCAGAGAGUACAGGAUCUGUUUUGAUGAGGAGCUCUGAAUGCAGUGUUGAAGAUCUCUGCAGGAUGAUGGAUGAAGUGCAUCUGUCCAUAGAGCCGUGGGUCACACCAACGCCAGCUCCUGUACCUCAGCGUCAUUAUGUGGUGUCAGACUCCUUAACACCACCAAAACCUCUUCUCCAGCCGGCUACAUUUGUUUUCAAAUCACCACCUGCAUUCGCUUCUGCAGAGAAGGAGAAGAAGAAGAAGAAGAAGAGGAGGUCUCUAAAGCCUGAAGACUCCUACAUUAAAGAUCUCUGCAGGAAGCUGAAGCGACUGCACCUGUCCAGAAAAUACCGUGACAAGCCGAAACCAGCUCCUGUACCUCAGCUUCAUCAUGUGGUGUCAAACUCCUCAACACCAUCAACGCCUCUUCUUCAGCCGGCCACAUUUGUUUUCAAAUCACCACCUGCAUUCGCUUUUCCCGAGAAGGAGGAGAUGAGGAGCUCUCCUGACCCCAGUAUUGAGGAUAUUUGCAGGAUGCUGGAUGAAGUGCAUCUGUCCACAGAUCACUGGAUCACACCGACACCAGCUCCUGUACCUCAGUAAGUCUCAAUUUAUAAAUGCUUGAAUGUUUUUAGAAACAGUACUUACAGUAUUUUUUUCUUGAAUUUGUAGGUGUCU